CCUUUCUCUGUCCUUUCCAGGCUGGUGCCGUCUGCCUCCUGACCAGCCAUGGCCCUGAUCGAGGGUGUGGGGGAUGAAGUGACGGUCCUCUUUGGCCUGCUGUCGGUGCUGCUGGUGCUGGUGCUGGCCUGGUUCUCGACGCACACAGUGGAGCGAGGGGACCCCGUCUUUGCGGCCACCCCCCCUCUGGCCCCCGGGCAGGCAGGAGGCGAGGGCCUGCAGGAGGACAGGCCAAGUGGGCAGGGGGCUGGGGUCAAGGAGGGAGACCCUGCAGGGGGGGCUGCAGCAGACAGGCCUGGCAGCCCUCGUGGGGACCUGCGACACAGAGCAGGCCUCAGCUCCCCAGAGCGACCCACAGGAGGCACCAGCUCUGAGAACUCCCCAGCAGACGACACCAUCAUCUUGCGACUGAAGUUCUUGAAUGACACGGAGCGCCUGGCCCGGGUGCGCCCCGAGGACACCGUGGGAGGCCUUAAAAGGGCCCACUUCCCAGGCCAGGAGCAGCUGGUGCGCCUGAUCUACCAGGGACAAUUGCUUCGGGACGAUUCGCAGACCCUGAGUGGCCUGCACCUCACCCACAACAGUGUGUUGCACUGCCACAUCCUGCAGCACCAAUCACCGUCUGUGCCCAACAGUGCUCAUGCCAACGCCACCAAUGCGGAUACUGCACACGCUGCCCUCAACGUGGGCAGCCUGAUGGUGCCCCUCUUUGUGCUGAUGCUGGGAGCUCUCUGGUAUUUCCAGAUGCAAUACCGGCACGUGUUCACAGCCACAGCCACCACCUGCCUGGCGGGGCUCACCCUUGUCUUCAGCUUUGUGGCCUUUGCCGUGUACCGAAGAUAGUGCCGGGGGGGGGGGGGGCAGAAAGCUCCAGCUCCAUCUGGGCACAGGUGCCGGCUUGGUGGUCUUUCUGCCACAAGGGAGGAGGAGGGCAGCCCUGCAGCCGUCGGACUCUGGAAUCCCUUCAGCCGCUUUGGAGCCUGCCUUGUGAACGUGGGCGACCUGGGGGCUACGAGCCGGCUGGUGGUGGGAGCCGCAGGUGGGGUCCUGCCCCCAAGGGCUGUGCCAGCCGGGAGGGGAGGGGAGCCACCAUCCAUCGGCCAUGUGGGGAGGGGGGUGAACUGACAAAUGCAUAUUUUAAAAUUAAAGGCGGCGACUGUGAAGGAAAA
Messenger RNA from Heteronotia binoei (common prickly gecko), 1169 nucleotides. It is a transcript of the gene TMUB1, whose product is annotated as transmembrane and ubiquitin like domain containing 1. The transcript has 2 exons. Gene Ontology annotation, molecular function: protein binding. The record is from RefSeq and is a predicted model, not a curated record. Lineage: Eukaryota; Metazoa; Chordata; Lepidosauria; Squamata; Gekkonidae. The coding region runs from base 49 to 843 and encodes 264 amino acids.